AUGCGUGUGCUGGGACUUGGGACGGACAUUGUGAGCGUGGCGAGAGUGGCGGCGACGGUGGGGCGGACAGGCGGACGGUUUGUGCAGCGAGUGCUGACGAGCAACGAGCUGCAGGAGUACUCGGCGAGGCUGUCCGAGGUUGGCGAACACGGCGCGCAUCAGUACCUCGCUGCCCAGUGGGCGGCCAAGGAGGCGGUCUACAAGGCACUGGGCGGCGAGUCGGUGGUGGUGUGGAGGGAUGUCGAGGUCCUGCGGGCGCCAUCGGGCGCGCCUACUGUCACCAUCCCCGACGACGUUGUUACCGAUCGCGGCAUCGACUCUGUCCUCAUCUCGCUCUCGCACGAGGAGAGCCACGCCGUGGCCACAGCCAUUGUCCAGGGCCGCCGCACUGCGUGA
Thecamonas trahens ATCC 50062 is the source of this 396-nucleotide messenger RNA. Its product is annotated as holo-(acyl-carrier-protein) synthase. The transcript has a single exon. NCBI's taxonomy places the organism in Eukaryota, Apusomonadida, Apusomonadidae. Gene Ontology annotation, biological process: fatty acid biosynthetic process. The record is from RefSeq and is a predicted model, not a curated record. Gene Ontology annotation, molecular function: magnesium ion binding; holo-[acyl-carrier-protein] synthase activity. Bases 1 to 396 code for a protein of 131 amino acids.